Molecule: messenger RNA, 2643 nt
Organism: Striga asiatica
Lineage: Eukaryota; Viridiplantae; Streptophyta; Magnoliopsida; Lamiales; Orobanchaceae
Source: the annotation of a GenBank genome assembly
ACACGCACACACACACAUAUAUAUAUAGAUACACAUUGCUUUCUCCUUCACCAUCCAUUAUUUAGUUACUCUUCACUUACCAGCAUUAUUAGAUAAUUAUUACUAACUUCAAUCUUUUGGUACGUUAAUUCGACCAAAAUCAAGAAAACAAAAGAGAUGAAAUUCGGGAAAGAAUUCACAUCGCAAAUGGUGCCCGAAUGGCAGCAGGCCUACAUGGACUACCGCCUCCUCAAAACCCUUCUCGAGGAGAUCCACCAGUCCAGAAAUCGGGCCCAGCCCGGCCCAAAGCGCAGCCUCACCCUCUACCGGGCCUUCAGCGGCCUCACCCAGCGGCCCAACAGCGGCCCACAAACACACGAUGUAGAAAACCAGGCGAUUGUGGUGAACACCGUGAACGAGAAGUCGGAGACCACGUUCCUGACGGCGGCGGACGAGCAGGAGGUCGCUUUCUUCAAGCAGCUGGACGCUGAGUUCAACAAGGUUGUGGGCUUCUACCGGGCUAAGGUGGAGGAGGUGGUAGAGGAGGCCCGUGGGCUCGACAAGCAGAUGGAGGCCCUGGUAGCCUUUCGGGUCAAGGUCGAGGGCCCAACCGGGUGGGCCCAUCAUGGGCUGGAGGAGGAGAGGAGGAAGCUGGAGUGCCACGUGGCGGAAUCAGGGGCUCCUCUGGCUUCCACUUCUCCACUGGCCGUGGUUAGGAGUAGCAGUAGAAUUCAAAUAGAUGUUAUAGAUGAAGAAAUUUCGACCAAUGAGGGGGGCCUAGAUGAUGAAGAUGGCCGGGAAAUGAAACCAAUAGAUCUGAAAAAUCAAGAAAAUGAGCAAAAUAAGAUUAUGAAGCCAGCACCUGUAGAUGUGCUUGAGCGUGUGAAGUUCAACUCCUCACAGGAAACACCUCGAUCGACGAUCAAAGGCAUUUUCUGUCUUCCCAACCAAACAGAACUUAAGUUUAGUGAGGAUGUUUUGAGAAAAUCAGAGGAACAACUUAAGAAGGCGUUUGUUGUAUUCUACCGCAAGCUGAGGCUUUUGAAGAAAUACAGUUUCCUCAAUAUUCUGGCACUCUCGAAAAUCUUGAAAAAAUACGAUAAGAUUGCUUCAAGAAGUGCAUCGAAACCUUAUAUGAAAAUGGUCGAUAAUUCCUACCUCAGCAGCUCGGACGAGGUCAGCAAGUUGAUGGAAAGGGUAGAAGCAACAUUUAUCAAGCACUUUUCCAACUCGAACCGUAGUAAAGGGAUGAAUAUCUUGAGGCCGAAGAAGAAGAAGGAAAAACAUAGAAUUACAUUCUUUAUGGAAGGAACUGAGCUUUGCUACCGAGAGAUUUUGCUUCUCACUUUCUGCUUAAGUGUGCUGGCUUUAGCCAGUGUACUUGCCAAUCUGGACAUGGAAAUGGAUCCCAUUACUCAGGACUAUAAAGGCUUAACUGAACUCCUUCCUCUUGGAUUAGUAGUGCUUGUGAUUCUGAUUAUGGUGUGCCCUCUAAACAUCAUAUACCGUUCGAGCCGCUACUUCUUGCUUGCCUGCUUGUUCCAUUGUGUCUUAGCUCCUCUUUAUAAGGUCUCAUUACCGGACUUCUUCUUAGCAGAUCAGCUUACAAGCCAGGUUCAAGCUCUGAGGAGUUUAGAGUUUUACAUUUGCUACUAUGGUUGGGGAGACUACAAACAGAGGGAAAACAGUUGUCAAGAACACGACGUUUUCAGGAUUUUCUCUUACAUUGUGGCUGCAAUACCCUACUGGUGGCGCCUCCUUCAGUGUCUGAGACGGCUGGUGGAAGAGAAAGAUCCUAUGCAUGGGUACAAUGGUUUGAAGUAUUUGUCGACAAUUAUUGCAGUUAGCACACGAACAGCAUACACUCUCAACGGAAGUCCUUACUGGAGGCUAACGGCCUGGAUAGCCUCGAUUAUUGCCACACUUGUUAGCACGUAUUGGGAUAUUGUUAUCGACUGGGGGCUUUUCCAAAGGCACUCUAAGAACAAGUGGUUGAGAGAUAAACUGGUUAUCCCACACAAAAUUGUUUACUUUGUGGCCAUGGUUUUGAAUGUGGUGUUGAGACUGGCAUGGAUGCAAACAGUGAUGAAUAUCACUGUUUUUUCUCUGCACCGGCAGACCAUGACUUCGCUUGUGGCUUCUCUUGAGAUUAUGCGUCGCGGUAUAUGGAAUUUCUUCAGACUGGAGAAUGAACACCUUAACAAUGUGGGUAAAUACCGAGCUUUCAAGUCAGUGCCAUUGCCUUUCAAUUAUGAUGAAGAUGAAGAUGAGGACAAGGAUGACUAGAGAUAUUGUCUGGCCUUUCCUAUAAUUUUUUGUAGAGUAGAGUAGAAGUAUAAAUCAGGACACGGUAAAAUCAAAUCAAUAGAGUAGAAGAAGGGAGGAGAAGGAGAAAUAAAAAAAAAAAAAAAUUAAAAAGGUUCAACUCCUGCCAGUCAUUUUCUUUGCAAAGUGAAUGUAAAUGCAGAUGUAAUGCCUUUUUUCGUGUAUAGAUUUAGAUGUAUCUAAAUUUUUGCCUCCUUCUCAUUGUUGCUGUUGAACAAACAUCCUGAAAUUCUUCUACAAGUCAGCAAGUUGAUCUUAAUUCAAGGAGACAGAGAGAUGUAUGUUUUUCAGAAGUCAGAGCAAAUAAAACUAUUUCAUCUAGAAUGAACUCGUCGACAA